AUGGGUAAUAAAGUCUCUGCAGUCACUGGGGUCCGCUCUCCCAAUUUUUUCGAGCCUGGGAACGCUGUAAAUGAAGUCUGGGUGGGAGAUCUAGAGGUCAUAUCACGACUUCCUUUUGGCGAUUCGGAUAUGGCACAAGCUGGUUGGCCCAAAAAUGACUAUCCGAAAAUUCCCUGGCGCCCAUUUAUUAUCCCUCUUCGUGCUACAUUCUCCGCGGCAAUGAAACUGGAAUCGCUGCCGUCGAUUGCCGAUCCCGACUUGGGCUGGAUCGCUUCUUUGCGCGGCUUUGCGGAAAGGAAGCUGCUCCACAUCUGCUGGGUCGCGAUGAAAAUACUCGCCAUACCAAUGAUGAUGGUGCCAAUUGUUUUCCAUCUUGUGUUACAGGAUCACCUCACGGCCUAUGGUGAUGGUGAAGACGAAUCGCCAGAUCGGACUCUCCCGCUCGCUGAUGAUGAGGCCGUGCCGCCGCAAAGUCCUCCUCCACGAAAAAGGCGAAAUGCAGUUUAUACCCGUGCUUUGUUGGGUUCCGUAUUUCAUAUUACCGGGGUACUUCUGGGUUACGCAUUUGACCACGGAUCCCUGUUGAAUUUGAUUCGCAUCCAUGAACCAUCCCUUGAGCAUACAGGCUCUGGCGUUUCUUUCCUCCAAUAUUUUGCCGGGACAGACACGCCCACCGUAUAUGCAGCGAUGUCAAUAGUUUUGUUCUUGAAUUCCGCUUAUUCGGUCUUCCGCUUAUUAUGCGCUUAUUAUCAGUUUCGACAAAUUGAUGAUAGCUAA
Histoplasma mississippiense is the source of this 777-nucleotide messenger RNA. RefSeq lists its product with no specific name. The coding region runs from base 1 to 777 and encodes 258 amino acids. The transcript has a single exon. Lineage: Eukaryota; Fungi; Ascomycota; Eurotiomycetes; Onygenales; Ajellomycetaceae. The record is from RefSeq and is a predicted model, not a curated record.